UGCAUCACUCUCCUUCAUGGUCUCGCACUCAGACUGUCCUGUUCAGUCGAAUGGAGCUCAGUGAAGCUCUCCUGCACUAUAGCUGGCAGUCAGUUGUAGGCCCUUGACCUAAUCAAUGUGGAGAUUGGACAACAGCCCUUGGAAAGAUGGCCAAUAGUCUGUGGAGGAGCCAGAACAGCAGCUUCCACCCGAAGGAGACCACUGUCUCAGAACACGGGGAGACUGUAAUUGGCGUUUACCUGCUGACUCUCGGUUGGUUCUCCUGGUUUGGAAACAGUGUGGUGAUAUUUGUGCUGUGCAGGCAGAAAACAACACUACAAGCAACAGAUUGUUUAACCUUUAACCUGGCUGUAUCAGAUGCCAGUAUCUCUUUGUUUGGAUACUCCCGUGGAAUUAUUGAGAUUUUCAAUGUAUUUCGAGACGAUAGGUUUCUGAUUACCUCAAUAUGGACGUGUCAGGUUGAUGGUUUCCUCACACUACUCUUUGGUCUGUCCAGUAUUAACACCCUCACGGUAAUCAGCAUAAUAAGAUAUAUUAAAGGCUGUCACCCAUACAAAGCUCAAUAUAUUAACAGACGGAACAUAAACCUGUUGAUGACACUGAUAUGGGCGACUGCUCUCUUCUGGUCAGCAUCCCCUUUGUUCGGAUGGGGAAGUUACACAGACCGGAUGUAUGGAACAUGUGAGAUAGACUGGGGCAGAGCGGUGUUCUCCACUGUCUAUAAAUCCUACAUAGUCUCCAUCUUUGUCUGUUGCUUCUUCCUGCCAAUGUCCAUCAUGCUCUUCUCUUAUAUCUCCAUCAUCAACACCGUCAAGUCAAACCGGGCGCUAACAGGAGCAGAGGUUCAAGGAGAGCGGCAAAGGAAGCUGGAGAGGGAUGUAACUCGGGUUUCCAUGGUGAUCUGCACCGCAUUCAUUAUAGCCUGGUCACCAUAUGCAGUGAUUUCCAUGUGGUCAGCAAGCGGGCACCAUGUCCCAAAGCUUACCAGCCUGCUCGCCAGUCUCUUUGCCAAGUCUGCCAGCUUCUACAAUCCCAUCAUCUACUUUGGAAUGAAUUCCAAGUUCCGCCGGGAUGUCUCGAUGCUCCUGUUCUGUGUCAGCGACAAGGACAAUGUGAAGCUCAAACAGAUCAAACGGUGUCCAGAGAGAGGCUUGGAAUAUGAGGCAGAUGUGCUGAGGGACAGCCCCAACUCUGGGCCGGACAGCCCAAAUGACAGGGACCAGGGAUCAUCAUACUUCCCCAACUCUGCGAAUUCAGGUUAUGAAUGUGACAGACUGUAGCGGUUUGCUACAGAGAGCUGUAUCAUUACUGUAAGCACCUUGGUGCACUGUAACAAGCAAAGUGUGCUCAGAUAGGAACCCUUGUCCCAAACAUUUCCAAAUUCAGAGAUAGAUUAGUGGUCCAAUCCCAGAAUCAACCCUGUAUUGUGUACCAUGGUGACUUGUAAAUUGAUGACAAGCUGUUUCUGCCAUUGCAUUUCACUAGAUUGCAGGUAGUAUUAUAACACCAUAGAGUCCCUCUGCACCCGGACUAAAGACUCUGCACCUGGGUUGUAACACCAUGGAGCCCUACUGUACUGGGACUGGAGACAGGGUUAUAAUACUAUAGAGUCACUCUGUACUGGGACUGGAGACAGGGUUAUAACACUAUAGAGUCACUCUGUAUUGUGUACCAUGGUGACUUGUAAAUUGAUGACAAGCUGUUUCUGCCAUUGCAUUUCACUAGAUUGCAGGUAGUAUUAUAACACCAUAGAGUCCCUCUGCACCCGGACU
Chiloscyllium plagiosum (whitespotted bambooshark) is the source of this 1772-nucleotide messenger RNA. Lineage: Eukaryota; Metazoa; Chordata; Chondrichthyes; Orectolobiformes; Hemiscylliidae. The record is from RefSeq and is a predicted model, not a curated record.